Nyctereutes procyonoides (raccoon dog) is the source of this 918-nucleotide messenger RNA. Its product is annotated as spidroin-2-like. The record is from RefSeq and is a predicted model, not a curated record. The transcript has 3 exons. NCBI's taxonomy places the organism in Eukaryota, Metazoa, Chordata, Mammalia, Carnivora, Canidae. Bases 1 to 918 code for a protein of 305 amino acids.
AUGGUCGCGGUGGCCGGAAGUCGGGCCCGCUCCCCCGCCCUCCGCGCCCCCGCCCGCGCCGAGCGGCCCAAGCGCGGGAGCCGCGCGCGCCCUUCGGGACGCACCAUCCCGCCGGCCGCCGAGGGGGAGCGCCGAGGGCCCGGCCGCCCGCCGGCGCCGCCCCCCACCUCCCCCGCGGCUAGGAACCUCCGCGGGCACGGCCCCCACGAGGCCCGCUCCACACACCCGGAACCCGGAGCCGCCGCCGCCACGAGAGGCGGACCCCGAGGACGCGGACAAACCCGCCCCCCCCCCGGCGCGGUCCGAGUGGGCCGGUCCCGGGAAAGAAGGGAACGCGGAGGCCCCUCCCGUCAACACGCGCGGCCGCUCGGGCUGCGCAGGCGCGCGGCGCGGGGGGCGGGGCUGGCGGCGGCGGCGGAGGCGAUGGCGGAGGCGAUGGCGGCGCGGGGCGGCCUCGGGCCCCGGAGGGACUCCCGUCGCCGCCGGCCGCCCGACGGGACCGAGGUAACGCCGCAGUGCCCGCGGGCGACAGAGGUCGGGUCGCGGGCGCUCGGUCCCAGCCGAGGGGCGGGCGCCGGACGGCGUGCGGGACGGAGGGCGCCGCGGCUGGCCGGGGUCCUGGGCCUCGCCGGUGGGCGUCUCGCCGUCGCACCCGCAGCGCACUCCUGCCGAGGGAGGCCCUGCCCCCCCCCACACACACACACACAGCCCCCGGCGGCGGCCCGUCGUGACGUGCGCGUCCUGACGUCACCCUGCCGGCGCCGCCCUACGUGUCCUCUCCCUGAUGUCACCCGGCGGCGCCGCGGAGCAGGCUGCUGUCACCUGCUGAGUGGUCAGCGUUCUCGAGCCAGUGCGAGUGCGCCAGCACAUUCCUGCGAUGCUCCCUGUGUGCUUGCAGCCAGCACAUUCCUGCGAUGA